AUGGCUAGCUCUGCUUUUCACCAAGCUGUAAAUUCCAAGUGGAUUAAAGGAGGUGGUGGUGCUUGUAAUUCUAUCAAGGGCUUUCAAGAUUUUUCCACUAGAUCAGUUGUAGUCAGACUUCAAAACAAUAACCCAAUGUGCAUAAAACAAACUUACAUUUCUAAUGUGUAUAAAUUAUGUUCUAUUCACAAGUCGAAUCAAUUGAGGGCUCUUCCAAUUGUCUUCUCCUUGUACAACAAUGCUCACGUCUCUCAAACAACGGAGAAUGAGUCUACUUUGAUUUUGAUUAGACAUGGAGAAUCAAUGUGGAAUGAGAAGAACUUGUUCACUGGUUGUGUGGAUGUACCAUUAACGACAAAAGGAGUAGAAGAAGCGAUUGAAGCUGGGAAGAGAAUUAGCAACUUACCUUUGGACAUCAUCUAUAUGUCGGCACUGAUUCGUUCUCAAAUGACUGCUAUGCUCGCUCUGACAGAGCACCGCUGCCUGAGGGUGCCUAUAGUUAUUCAUAAGGAGACUGAACAAGCAAGGAUAUGGAGUCAAAUUUAUAGUGACGGCACCAAGAAGCAAUCUAUUCCUGUUGUUAAGGCAUGGCAACUGAAUGAAAGAAUGUAUGGAGAGCUACAGGGUCUUAAUAAGAAGGAAACAGCUGAGAUAUAUGGGAAGGAGCAGGUUCAUAAAUGGCGUAGAAGUUACUAUGUUCAGCCUCCAAAUGGAGAGAGCUUGGAAAUGUGCUUGGGACGAGCAGUUUCUUUCUUCAAAGAUAAUAUUGAGCCCCAGCUUUUGAGGGGAAGGCAUGUGAUGGUUGUAGCUCAUGCAAAUUCACUGAGGUCUAUUAUUAUGUAUCUUGAUAAACUAACUCCUCAGGAGGUUAUCAAUUUAGAACUCUCAACUGGUGUACCAAUGCUCUACAUAUACAAGGACCAAAACUUCAUCAGGAGAGGAAGUCCCAUUGGAUCUUCAGAGGCUGGUGUUUAUGCUUAUACAGAGAGUUUGGCACUAUAUAGACAAAAAUUAGACGAAACACCCAAUGAAGAUCCUCAUGCGUAG
This is a messenger RNA of Fraxinus pennsylvanica, 1047 nucleotides long. NCBI's taxonomy places the organism in Eukaryota, Viridiplantae, Streptophyta, Magnoliopsida, Lamiales, Oleaceae. The record is from the annotation of a GenBank genome assembly.